Molecule: messenger RNA, 2078 nt
Organism: Suncus etruscus (white-toothed pygmy shrew)
Lineage: Eukaryota; Metazoa; Chordata; Mammalia; Eulipotyphla; Soricidae
Gene: MTPAP
Product: mitochondrial poly(A) polymerase
Exons: 9
Coding region: 2-1699 (565 amino acids)
Cellular component (GO): mitochondrion
Molecular function (GO): poly(A) RNA polymerase activity
Source: RefSeq, a predicted model, not a curated record
UAUGGCGGCUCUCGGCCUGGGACUCUUGGCCCGUCUGCCCCGUGGUGCUCCCAGAGGUCACAUCCAGCGUCCCGUGCACAGGCUUCUCAGUUAUCCAGGAACGGUGGCCACGGACGCCAGGAGAGAAGAGGAGCCCUCGGCGAGCGUGGAGACAGGCCCUGAAGACAGGACUCCAAGAAAGAGAUUCUCUGAGGUGCAAAAAGAAAGACGGGAACAGGCACAACGGACUGUUUUGAUACAUUGCUCAAAUAAGAUUAGUGAAAGAAAAUUUCUUAAAUACUUAUCUCAGCAUGGAUCUAUUAAUAAUCAUUUCUUCUAUGAAAGCUUUGGCCUCUAUGCUGUUGUUGAAUUUUCUCAGAAGGAGAGUGUAGCUUCGCUGCAGAAUGUAACUCGUACUCCCAGCCUGGGUGUAGAGGCUGCCAUUCCAUUCCGAUCACGUUUCUUCAACUUAAAAUUGAAGAAUUCCUCAGGCCAGACUUCUGAACAGCCAAAUAUACCAUGCAGUAGUCAGUCCCCACCAUCAAACAAGAAGCUUUUUGAAUUACUUUGUUGUGCAGAAAGUGUAGAUGAUCAGCUGAACACGCUCUUGAAGGAAUUCCAGCUCACUGAGGAGAACAUCCAGCUCCGGUAUCUCACUUGCUCUCUUAUUGAAGACAUAGCGGCUGCCUAUUUCCCAGACUGUGUAAUCAGACCCUUUGGUUCUUCCGUGAAUGGUUUUGGGAAAUUAGGUUGUGAUUUAGACAUGUUUUUGGAUCUCGAUGAAAUUGAAAGAUUAGCUGCUCCAAAGACCUCAGGAAAUUUUCUGAUGGAAUUUCAAGUGAAAACUGUUCCUUCAGACAGAAUUGCCACCCAGAAAAUCCUGUCCGUGAUUGGAGAAUCCCUUGACCACUUUGGCCCUGGAUGUGUUGGUGUACAAAAGAUACUAAAUGCUCGUUGUCCGCUUGUGAGGUUUUCACACCAGGCCUCUGGAUUUCAGUGUGAUUUGACCACCAAUAAUAGGAUUGCCUUAAAAAGUUCAGAACUCCUUUAUAUAUAUGGUGCCCUGGACUCACGCGUGAGGCCCUUAGUGUUCAGUAUCCGGUACUGGGCUCGGGCACAUUCCUUAACAAGCAGUAUUCCUGGUGCUUGGAUCACAAAUUUCUCACUGACCAUGAUGGUCAUCUUUUUUCUCCAGAGGAGAUCACCCCCUAUUCUUCCAACAUUAGACUCCCUGAAAACCCUAGCUGAUGCAGAAGAUAAAUGUAUAAUAGAAGGCCACAACUGUACAUUUCUUUGUGACUUGAGUAGAAUUACACCUUCAAAAAAUACAGAAACAUUAGAUUUACUACUGAGAGAAUUCUUUGAGUAUUUUGGAAAUUUUGCUUUCAAUAAACAUUCUUUAAACAUUCGACAGGGAAAGGAACAGAACAAACCUGAAUCUUCUCCUCUGCACAUUCAGAAUCCUUUUGAAACUUCGCUCAACAUCAGCAAAAAUGUUACUCAAAGCCAGCUGCAGAAAUUUGUGGAUCUGGCCCGAGAAAGUGCCUGGAUUUUACAUCAGGAAGGUAAAGAUUGCCCUUCCCCAUCAGGGAAACACCCCUGGGGACUGGCAGCUCUGUUGCUUCCUUCAGUGGCGAACAAUAUGUCUCUUGGCAAGAAGAAAAAGAAGGCUGCAAGUGAGAGGAUUAAAAACUUAUUGGAAUCCAUAAAAAGGCGGUAAGAAGAGUCCAGAAAAUUCCACAGUCGCAAAUGGGAAAAGAACAUUUAGUACGCAGGCAUAAAAGCUGUGCCUUUGCUUUCAGAACUGGUUUUAUUCUACCAGGAAGAACUGGUGUGGGACUUUAAUGCAUUUCAACUUUCAUUUGAUACUACUUUCUUCCAUCUUCUUAGGAUAUUUUUGAUCUGCUUUAUUAAAACAGAAAUCUUGAGGAACAGUGGAAGAAAAUUGAAGGGUAUUUUGAAAUAGAUAAUGCUCCAAAGUGAAUGAUUAAAAUGAGUUUUAGAAUUAAAUCAUUGCUGAUCAGGAUAUCAUUUCUGGGUAUAUGUUUGAUUCUAGAUAUGUACAUAUUGUAGACAAUACAAUAAAGCCUCAAAAUUCA